Messenger RNA from Camelus dromedarius (Arabian camel), 1150 nucleotides. It is a transcript of the gene GNRHR, whose product is annotated as gonadotropin releasing hormone receptor. Bases 58 to 1044 code for a protein of 328 amino acids. Gene Ontology annotation, molecular function: peptide binding; protein-hormone receptor activity; G protein-coupled peptide receptor activity. The transcript has 3 exons. Gene Ontology annotation, biological process: neuropeptide signaling pathway; cellular response to hormone stimulus. The record is from RefSeq and is a predicted model, not a curated record. Lineage: Eukaryota; Metazoa; Chordata; Mammalia; Artiodactyla; Camelidae. Gene Ontology annotation, cellular component: plasma membrane.
AUACAAUAAAACAACAGAAGCACCAGAAACAAGUCUUGACGCUCUCUGUCAGGAAGGAUGGCAAACAGUGCCUCUCCCGAACAGAAUCAAAACCACUGCUCAGCCAUCAACAGCAGCAUCCCACUGACACAGGACAACCUCCCCACCCUGACCUUAUCGGGAAAAAUCCGUGUGACAGUUACUUUCUUCCUUUUUCUACUCUCCACAACUUUCAAUGCUUCUUUCUUGUGGAAACUUCAGAAGUGGACUCAGGGAAAAGAAAAAGGGAAAAAACUCUCAAGGAUGAAAAUGCUUUUAAAACAUUUGACCUUAGCCAACCUGUUGGAGACCCUAAUUGUCAUGCCACUGGAUGGAAUGUGGAACAUUACUGUGCAGUGGUAUGCCGGAGAGCUCCUCUGCAAAGUCCUCAGCUACCUGAAGCUUUUCUCCAUGUAUGCCCCAGCCUUCAUGAUGGUAGUGAUCAGCCUGGACCGCUCCCUGGCCAUUACGAGGCCUCUCACUAUGAAAAGCAACAGCAAGCUCGGACAGUUCAUGACUGGCUUGGCCUGGCUCCUCAGUAGCAUCUUUGCUGGACCACAGUUAUAUAUCUUCAGGAUGAUCCAUUUAGCAGACAGCUCUGGACAGACAGACGGUUUCUCUCAAUGUGUAACACACUGCAGUUUUCCACAAUGGUGGCAUGAAGCCUUUUAUAACUUUUUCACCUUCAGCUGCCUCUUCAUCAUCCCUCUUCUCAUCAUGUUGGUCUGCAAUGCAAAAAUCAUCUUCACCCUGACAAGCGUCCUUCAUCAGGAUCCCCACAGACUACAACUGAAUCAAUCCAAGAACAAUGUACCACGAGCUCGGCUGAAGACCCUAAAGAUGACGGUUGCAUUUGCCACUUCAUUUACCGUUUGCUGGACUCCCUACUACGUCCUAGGAAUUUGGUAUUGGUUUGAUCCUGAAAUGGUAAACAGGGUGUCAGACCCAGUAAAUCACUUCUUCUUUCUCCUGGCUUUUUUAAAUCCGUGCUUUGACCCACUUAUAUAUGGCUAUUUCUCUCUGUAACUGUCAGACUACAUAGGAAAUCAUGUAAAGAGAGCAAGAUAAUGAAUUUCACCUUUGGGGAAUGAUCAACACAAAGCAUAUUGCAGUACAUUUACAUAUAAAAGAA